Molecule: messenger RNA, 2112 nt
Organism: Phymastichus coffea
Lineage: Eukaryota; Metazoa; Arthropoda; Insecta; Hymenoptera; Eulophidae
Exons: 1
Coding region: 1-2112 (703 amino acids)
Molecular function (GO): zinc ion binding
Source: RefSeq, a predicted model, not a curated record
AUGGCUGAUACGACAGUCGGAGAUAGUUGCGCAGGAUGUGGUCUGGCAAAGAAGAAAAUGUCUGGCUACAAACAGACUGUGAGCAAUGAAGAAGAAGCGACAACCCUUUCAGAUGUUUUUGCAAGAACGGUGGUGGUUAAUGAUAUUCUAUGCAUAAAAUGUGCUGGGGCUGCUCGUUUCGCAAGGUCAAAACAAAGAAAACUUGAACAUGUUCCUCAAACUGAAAGUCAAGAAUCCAGUUCAUCUUCAGAAGUCGCUUCUCAACCUUCUCAUAGUGAUCCGCCAUUCCAACUAUCGAAAAAGUUAUUAGUUGAUAAUAAAAAAGAAGAAGAGACCAUUGAGUUGCCAUAUAGAAGAAUCACUUCUACGCAUAAUUCUUGUUGUUUGUGUGGAAAAAAAUCUGGGUUCAUUUCUGUACCUUUCGAAGCGCGUCACCAAGUUUUUGUUGAAAAACAAAUCUUCAUUCCAAAAGGGAAUAGAUGUUGCACAAUUCAUCUGAUAAACAAAAAAUUCUAUGCAGAUGAAAUAAAUAAUUUGACAGUCGUUUCUCAUUCAUCUUUGGUUACAGUCGAUGACAUAACUAAAUUAUUCCAAGCUUUCACUGUAACUUCAGAUAGAGAACUACAUCACAGAGUCGGCGACUUUGCUAUAUCUGAAAAAAGAAUUCAAACUUUUACUGGACUUAACUGGGAACAGUUAAUUCGAUUGCGAGAAAUGAUGACUUCUUUAAGGAAUACGGAUAAUCGCACCGUAAACCAAGCUCUAGUGAUUUUUCUAUUCAGAUUGCGAACUGGAAAUUCAAACGAAAUGAUUAGCUCUGUCUUCGGUCUAGACCGACCUCAGCAAGUAUCUGAAUUUUCAAAAUCAAUUUUAAAAUCAUUUGAAAAAGAUGUAUUACCUUCGCGCUUCGGGUUGAAAGCUGUAAAUAGAAAUGACUUGAUUGAAAACCACUCAACAAUUCUCCUCCAGAAACUUCACAAUAUAAAAGACAGUAAUCUCACAUUGGUUGGUGAUGGAACCUACUUGAAACAUCAGAAGAGCGCCAAUAACGAAUACCAAAGGAGGUCCUACUCGGGACACAAGAAGCUUCCUUUAUGUAAGCCCUUCACUAUUUGUACUACUGAUGGAUAUAUUGUUGAUGUGCUUGGGCCUUUCUCCGCCAAAGACAAUGAUGCCAAGAUUUUGGAACAACUGCUAACUGAAAAUGAUGAUUUGAAAAAUCUUAUGUGUAAAGCAGGUGACGUUUUCGUACUCGACCGUGGAUUCCGUGACGUACUGCAACUAUUAGAAAAUAUGAAAUACCGAGUUCUCAUGCCAUCCUUAAAAAAACAAGGAGAAAAGCAAUUAACAGCAGAAGCAGCGAAUAAUUCUCGCCGUGUUACAAUGAUUCGGUGGGUUGUAGAAGCUGUUCAUGGUGCCGUGGCUCAAAAAUAUAAAAUUUUCCACCAGCAACUAGAUAAUCGCUUUCUAGUCGAAGCCAGUCUUUAUUGUAAAGUCGUUUGUUUUUUAAUUAAUGAAUUCGGGAAACGGCUGGUGUCUAGAGCUUCUACAAAUGAAGAUAUUCUCAAUCAAGUAAUUUCAAAACACGGUACGGAAAAUACUUUAGCUGAAGAUGUAGCGACAGGAAGAUGGAGUCGCCGAACGAGUGAAUUUACAAAAUUGAGUUCCUCUGAUGUGGAUGAUUUUCCAGAAAUGACAGAAAAUGAUCUAAUUACGCUAUUUACUGGAACUUAUCAACUGCAGCAAUCGAUUUCUUAUUUGGCAGAAAUGAUAGAUGACAAUAAUGAGAUGACUGUGCAGUUUCAUAAAGAUGUAGAGAACAUUCUCAAAUUGCGUGUGAGAUCGAGGCAUAUUGAAAAAAAGACUUACAACUGUUACAUCGAUUACAAACCCAAUUCAAUUGGAUGUGGUGGAAUUCAGCGAUAUUAUUGCGAAUGUGCUAAUGGGAUGCGAACGAUCGGUUGUUGCUCUCAUGUUGCUGCAGUUGUUUACUAUUUGUCUCAUGCUAGAUAUUUGUCUCGCAUUCUUCGACCUGCAGAGCAUCUCACCAAGAUUUUUGAACGAAACGAAGUCGUUCCCGUUAUAGAAGAAGACAGCGACGAAGAUUCAUAG